Molecule: messenger RNA, 3619 nt
Organism: Lates calcarifer (barramundi perch)
Lineage: Eukaryota; Metazoa; Chordata; Actinopteri; Centropomidae
Gene: lrrcc1
Product: leucine rich repeat and coiled-coil centrosomal protein 1
Exons: 19
Coding region: 393-3449 (1018 amino acids)
Cellular component (GO): cytoplasm; centrosome
Molecular function (GO): protein binding
Source: RefSeq, a predicted model, not a curated record
AACGUCAUGUAAACAGGAAGUCCGAUGCUAGAGGCGGCUAGUUCAACUCGACAGAGGCUAAAGGCAACAACAAAUGUUUAAACGAUAUAAUAAAUGCUGUUUCGGUUGUAAGAAAAUAUAACACCCCACUUGUUAGCUGUUCCGGGUUUUGUAUCUGUAGUUUGAAGGCGGUCUUGAAAUGAGUUAGCUCCUUUGCUUGACCGAUAGUAAAACUUUUGCUAGGCUGCUAGGUAACUUAGCUAAAGAUUUAGUUGUGUUAGCUCAUUCCUCCCGAGUUGUCUGCACAUUUAACGUACUGUGUCCGCGGUUUGUUUUAUUAGUUAACAGACUUAAUGUUUAACAGCACACAGACAGUUCAAAAAGGUUCAUAACAUUGCCUGGAUGUCGUCGUAAUGGGGGACAAGGUGCUGAGUCUUAUCGACAAGAAAAUAACAAGUUUGCUGGAUAUUCCCCUGAGAUCCACUGUGACAUCACUCAGUCUGCACUGCAAUCAGAUCCCGAGGAUCGAGGGCCUAACCUCAGCUUGGCACCUGAAGCACUUAGACCUUUCCUCCAAUUGCAUUUCUAAGAUUGAGGGUCUAAGUUCCCUCACUUCCCUGAGGACAUUAAAUUUAUCCUGUAACUUAAUCACCAAGGUUGAAGGACUGAAUGGCCUUGUGGACCUAACAAGAUUAAACUUGUCCUACAAUCAGAUAAAUGACCUCACUGGGUUGUUGUACCUUCAUGGCACGGAGUACAAGCUGAAGUACCUCAGUCUCCAUGGCAACCACCUGGACCGCAUCGAUCACCUGCUGCAGUGCCUGCUGGGAUUGCAAGGUUUAAGAGAGGUGACCUUGAGCCAGGAUGGCAGAGACAACCCUGUGUGUAGGUCACCAGGUUACAUGGAGAUUGUUAUGCAGUCGUUGCCACAGAUCUCUGUCCUGGAUGGCAUGGACCGGCUUGGAAAUCCAUCACAUCGGGGUCUAGGCAGUCCCUGUAAUAUCCCUGGUCUGGAGGACUAUCUGGACCUCCUGCUCUCCUCAGAUACAAGUCACAAUGAAGCUCCUAGAAGAGAUGGCCCACUCACCACACCCCGCCUUGACAAGGUGUUGACCCAGUUUCGUCAGCGGAUUGCCUCCGAAGCAAUCACAGAUCCAGCUGCACAACCAGACCGCCAGAGCUUACAGCCAGCUCGUUCCACUGCGGCUGAUCCAGCAGAGCCCGUUAAUGAACAACGCAUCAGGAAACUGGAGGACCAGGUGUCCCAACUCAUCCAGCAGGCCCCUGCGGGGGACAAAUGCAGUAGCUCAACUCGUCCUGUGGUGACAUUACGGAAAGCCAAGAGGGACACAGACCGCACGUCAGAGAGUGAGUGUGACAGCGGUAAGGAGAACAGGAGGCGCACCAGGAUCCCCAAACAUCGUAACACCUUAACAACGAGGACAACCAGCAAGGAGUCCAAAGGCAGGAUAUCAGACAGCGAUCAGGAGAAUCAUAAACAGAGGAGUUCAAAGUCUGCUGUUGGGCCCAGGAGGAAGCCUGGCGGAGCGGGGGGUGUAGACACAGCAGGGCCAACAAGGAGUGGACCUUUGAGAGCUUCUAAGGCCUCAGGCGAUGUGAAAAGGAAGUCCACUGAAGAGGAGGAAACCUACAGGACUAUUGUGGAGGAACGCGACCAGGAAAGGGAGAGGCGAUGGAAAGCGGAGCAGGCUGCAAGGAAGCUAACAGAGGAGCUGAAGGGCCUGCAGGCAAAGGUCAGCGAGGAAAAAGACCUUCAGAGCAUGGCCCUGCACACCACGGACCGACUGAAAGAAUUGUUGCUAAAGGAGCGAUCAGGGCGCUCUGAACUGGAGACUCGCAUUGAGGAGCUGGAGGGGAGGUGUCAGUCCUUAACCCAGCAGCUGGAGCAGGCCCGCAGCAGCGGAGAACACCAUAAGACCGCGCUGCACCAACUGGAGGAAAGCAUCUCCCAUGGAGAGGCACUCAGGGCUCGCCAGCAGGCUGAGGAGAUGAAGCGGUACCAGGAGCUGGAGAACAAGGCUGCAGCUCUGAAAAGAGAGCUGGACAUCCAGAGAGCCUCAGUACGCCAGCACAAAGAGAAACUGCAGCAGCUGCACGAGCUGCUCGCAUCCAGGGAACAAGAGCACAGAAAACAGCUGGAGUUGCGGUUGCAGCCUGGUGGGGCGGAUUUCCGUGAGGCAGUGGUGAAAGAAGUUGCAUCAGUGGAAGAGAGACACGCUCACAGGGAGGCAGAGCUGCAGGAGAAACUGGCAGACAGCAGGAAGCAGUACGCUGCACUGGAGGACGAGUUCCGCAUGGCACUAACCAUUGAGGCUGCUCGCUUCUCUGAGGUGAAGGAGGCUUGUGAACAGAUGACUGCAGAGCUGAUGGAGCUCAAGGCAACCCUCGCCCAGUCACAGCAGAGGGAGAAGAAAUCAGGCUCUCUGGUGCAGGAGCUCACAGCCAUGGUCAAAGAACAGAAAAACCGCAUCUCUGAGCUCAUCAAAGCCAAGAGAGAUGCUGUCACCGAUCUAAAGAGCCGUCUGCAUUCCUUAGAAGCUGAGGUGGAUCAGGACCGGCGUCUCGGCCUGCAGCUCGAAUUGCUGAAGAAAGACAAGGCGCGACUGUUGUCUCAGCUCACAGCUCAGGAGUCGGUGAUAGAUGGCCUCAGGGCAGAGAGGAGGAUCUGGGGCCAGGAGCUCGCUCAGCAAGGAGCGUCUUUAGCUCAGGACCGUGGACGCCUGGAGGCCAGGAUAGAGGUGCUAAGCACUGAGCUGGAGACUCAGAAGAAACAGAAUGAGAGGGACAAUGAUGCUCUCAAAAUAAAAGCCAGAAUCAUUGAUGACCAGACAGAGACCAUCCGCAAACUCAAAGAGGCCCUGCAGGAGCGUGAUGAUCAGAUCCGUAGGCUGCGCGAAGAGGCAACCCAGGCCCAGAAGAGGUCCCAGCAGCAGCAAGAGGAGGAAACAUCCCGGCAGGCUGAGCUGAGGGAGCGGCUGGAACAUCUCAGCUUGCGCAAGGAGGAGCUCAAACAGCAGCUGGAGGACAAAGAGGCAGAGCUCGAGGAGGUCAAAAGGGUUUACAGUGACUCCAGUAAGAAGUGGCAGGAGAAGGCAGACCUGCUCACUCGGUUGGAGAGCCAGGUGAAGCGUAUGAAAGAGAACUUCGAUUCGAAGGAACGCUCGCUGCUGGAAGAAAGAGAUAAAGCAACAGAAGCACACAAAGCUGCAGUAGAAAAGUUACACUGUGUGGACGAUGCUUUUCGUCGACAGCUGGAGUCUCUGCAAGCUGCCCAUCAAGCUGAGCUGCUACGACAGGCAAAUGAAAAGCAGAAACAGAUAGAAAAAGCCAAUCAAAAGGUAUUUGAAGUGGAGGAGGAGAUGCGGCAGCUCCUGGAGGAGAUGGAGACUAACAAGAGAAUCAUGGAAGAGAAAAUGAAACGUCUCACAAGUGUACUAAAAGACUUUUAACCCAUGAAAUAUAUCUUAUUUUGCAGCUACAGAAAUGUAUGAAGUAAAACACUGAAUGGUAGUUGUAUUUUGUUUUAAUACAAUUACAAUUUAAUAUUUUAUUUUAUUUUUACAUUAAGUUAUUGUUGUAUUUUUAAUAUAUCAUGAUCUAAUAAAUUCUGUUUUGAGCA